AUGGGAACACGGGUAGCAGCCAUGGGGACACGGCCCGCGGAGAACCACACCUCCGUGCCGCCCAAGCAGGAUUGGAGGACUGUGGAGGAGAGGAAGAUCGACGAAUGGCUCCCGGUCACGGCAUCGAGGAAUGGAAAGUGGUGGUACUCGGCCUUCCACAAUGUCACAGCCAUGGUCGGCGCCGGCGUGCUCACCCUACCCUACGCCAUGUCUGAGCUCGGCUGGGGACCUGGCGUCGCGGUAAUGACUCUGUCAUGGAUCAUGACAUUGUACACGCUGUGGCAGAUGGUGGAGAUGCAUGAGAUGGUGCCCGGGAAGCGGUUCGACAGGUACCACGAGCUGGGGCAGUACGCGUUCGGCGAGACGCUCGGGCUGUGGAUCGUCGUGCCGCAGCAGCUCGUCGUCGAGAUAAGCUUGGACAUCGUGUACAUGAUCACCGGUGGCAAGUCGCUCAAGAAGUUCCACGACCUCGUCUGCGAAGACAGGUGCAAGGACAUAAAGCUCUCCUACUUCAUCAUGAUCUUUGCUUCCGCCCAGUUCGUCAUCUCCCAGCUCCCCAACUUCGACUCCAUCGCCACCAUCUCCCUCGCCGCCGCCCUCAUGUCGAUCUGCUACUCGACAAUUGCUUGGGGCGCCUCAGUGCACAAGGGGAAGGCGGACGAUGUGGACUACAGCCUACGGGCAUCCACUACCCCGGGGAUGGUGUUCGACUUCCUGGGAGGCCUGGGACAGAUGGCCUUCUCCUUCUCAGGCCAUAACGUCGUGCUGGAGAUCCAGGCCUCCAUCCCGUCGACGGCGGAGACGCCGUCCAAGAAGCCCAUGUGGAAGGGCGUCAUCGUGGCCUACACCACCGUCUUGCUCUGCUACUUCCCGGUUGCUUUCGUCGGUUAUUGGGCCUUCGGCAACAGCGUCGACGACAACAUCCUCAUCACCCUCAACACGCCCAAGUGGCUCAUCGCCGCCGCCAACAUGAUGGUCGUCGUCCAUGUCAUCGGUAGCUACCAGGUUUAUGCGAUGCCGGUGUUCGACAUGAUGGAGAUGGUGCUGGUGAGGAAGAUGCGUUUCUCUCCCGGUUGGAAGCUCCGUUUGGUUUCCCGAAGCCUCUUCGUUGCAUUCACAAUGUUCAUAGGCAUUACCUUCCCCUUCUUCGGUGGGCUUAUCGGAUUCUUCGGUGGGCUCGCCUUUGCGCCGACAACUUAUUUCCUUCCCUGCAUCAUCUGGCUCACGGUCUACAAGCCCAGGGUAUUCAGUCUCUCAUGGUGUGCCAACUGGUUCUGCAUCGUUGGUGGGGUGCUGCUGAUGGUGCUUGGGCUCAUUGGAGGGCUAAGGCAGAUCAUCAUGGAGGCCAAGGCAUACAAAUUCUACUCGUAGAUCACUAGUUGAUUGUUGCAAAGCUAUUGUAUAGACAAGUAGCAGAAUUUGAUGCAAUGCAUCAAUGUUGGCGUAGACCUACUAGAGGUUUCAUUUGCACGUACCUUCUCCUAGUGUUACCUCUUUGGAGCGACCUAAGUGUGGCAACCUGGCAACCACCCCUCCAAGGCACUCCUACCAUUUCAAAUAGACUGAAGUUCUAGGUUUGUUCAAAGUCUUUUUUCUUCUUCUUCUUCUGAUUU
Molecule: messenger RNA, 1613 nt
Organism: Triticum aestivum (bread wheat)
Lineage: Eukaryota; Viridiplantae; Streptophyta; Magnoliopsida; Poales; Poaceae
Product: lysine histidine transporter 2
Exons: 8
Coding region: 1-1371 (456 amino acids)
Source: RefSeq, a predicted model, not a curated record